This is a messenger RNA of Callorhinus ursinus (northern fur seal), 1352 nucleotides long. It is a transcript of the gene LYPD5, whose product is annotated as LY6/PLAUR domain containing 5. Lineage: Eukaryota; Metazoa; Chordata; Mammalia; Carnivora; Otariidae. The record is from RefSeq and is a predicted model, not a curated record. Gene Ontology annotation, cellular component: plasma membrane.
AGAGAUGUGUGUAUAAUUUUGCAUAUCUGUGCCUCUCUUUGUGUGCGUGCAUCCCUGUGAUUGGCAGGCCUAUAUUUAUCUCUGUGCACAUGCAUUCAGCGUCCCAGGCCCGACAAUGCUACAACUUUCAACACAUCUACUUCGGGCCCUUUGACCUCAGCGGCAUGAAAUUCCACAAUGUCUCCUGUCCCCAUGGAUGCUCUGAGGCUGUCUUGUCCCUGGACACUGGCUACCGCGCCUCAGUGACCGUGGUACAGAAAGGCUGCUGGACAGGCCCGCCUACCGGCCGAAUGCUGUCCGACGACCACGCGCUGCCGCCAGACUACUCGGUGGUGCGCGGCUGCGCGACCGACUUGUGCAACGUCGACCUCAUGACCCACGACUCCAUCCCCAAUUUGAGCCCGGCGCCCAACCCGCCGACGCUCAGCGGCUUGCAGUGCUACGCCUGCUUGGGGAUCCACCCGGAGGACUGCUCCCCGGAGAAGUCUCGACAGGUCCACUGUCACCAGGACCAAAGUGUCUGCUUCCAGGGCAAUGGCCAAAUGACCGUCGGCAAUUUCUCAGUCCCCGUGUACAUCAGAACCUGCCAUCGGCCCUCCUGCACCAUCAAGGGCACCUCCAGCCCCUGGACAAACAUCGACCUGCAGGGCUCCUGCUGUGAGGGGCACCUCUGCAAUAGGGACUCCGUGACCCAGCCCUUCACCGCUGCCUCGGGCACCGCCCCUUCCCAGGCGCCCUUCCUCAUGGCCCCGCUCCUCAUGGUCCCCCUGCUGGUGGGCACUCUGGGAGGACCCCUUGUGCCCCUCUCUUAGACAGCCCCUCCAGCCUUUUUAUGAGCAGGAUGCUGGGGGCAGGCACGCACCCGCUUCUAGAAACUUCAGCCUCUGUAAUGUGGCUCACUGGGAAAUGAUGUCACACAAGAGUUGCACUCCUGUCUCUCUCUGCCACCACCCCCCACCCCCGCCACUUCCCUACCCCUGCCUUGCCCAUACCUGAUCAGCAGGCCUGGGAGAAAUUGGGAAAGGUCCCCAUCAUCCCAGGGUGGGGAGACACAGCCACAUCCUGGCCCACAUGAAGAGCAAUCCUGACACCAGGGAGGCCCCGGCACCCCGCAACCCACUUUCCUCCCUCUAGAGCCAGCAUAGAGCUACAAGAAUGUCUUUAUUUGUAUCGUCAUGAGAGUUUCGAGAGGCAGCAUAUCCUAGGAGCUAGGAGCACAAACUCUGGAGCCAGCCUGCACGGGGUUCAAAUCCCAGCUCUACCAUCUAGCCUGUGGCUAGUUACUCAACCUCUCUGCACCUGUUUCCUCACCUAUAAGGCAGAGGUGAAAAUAAAACCUACACUAAUGACAA